CCACCCUUCAUUUCUUAUCACCCUCUCAUUGCUCACUAUAGUCCCCACUAAUUUGCCUCCUUUCUACUCUUCUUCUUUCUUUCUCCCUACUUGAGAAUUUCUUGCAUAAUACAUUUCCACUCUAAACACUUUAACCUAUCAUAUAUAUACAUAAUCAUACAACAACACUUUUAUAGCAGUGUGCAACUUCAUUUUAUUGAACUGAAGGAACAAACACUAAUUAAACGCCCUUCUCUGUAUUCUUCUUGCUUUCCUCUCAGGAAAGAACAACGCUUCAAGAAUUUGAAGUAACUUCAGGUUUAGUUGGAAAAUGGCACCCAAUAAGAAUGGUCGUGGCAAGACGAAAGGAGACAAGAAGAAGAAAGAAGAGAAGGUUCUUCGGCCUGUUGUUAUGGAUAUGACAGUAAACCUUCCAGACGAUACUCAUAUUAUUCUAAAGGGAAUAUCGACGGAUAGAAUCAUUGAUGUUCGUCGAUUACUAUCGGUGAACACAACAACGUGUAAUAUUACCAAUUUUUCAUUAUCACAUGAGGUAAGGGGCCCACGAUUAAAAGACAGCGUGGACGUUUCGGCACUGAAGCCAUGCGUCCUCACACUUGUAGAAGAGGAGUACGACGAAGAGAGCGCAACGAGCCACAUUAAACGACUGCUGGAUAUCAUCGGCUGUACGACGUGUUUUGGGCCGUCAAAUGGCAAUAAGAGCGUUAAGAAAUCGAGUAGUAAGCCGCGCCGAAACAGCAAAUACAAACAAUCUCCUUCACCGCCGGACUGUGCUGCUGCUGCUGCGUCGGCGGCGGUGGACGAAGAUGGAGAAAUGAGUAGUCCGAAGAUUGGUAGCUUCUACGAGUUCUUCUCCCUUUCUCAUCUCACGUCCCCUCUUCACUUUAUAAGAAGGGGAACAAGAAAAGCUGAUGAAGUUUUACCAAAUAAUUAUCUUUUCUCACUUGAAGUGAAACUCUGUAGUGGGAAGUUGGUUUUGGUUGAAGCUUGCAGAAAAGGUUUUCAUAACACUGGAAAGCAUGGGAUACUUUGUCACAAUCUUGCGGAUUUGUUGAGACAACUAAGCAGAGCAUUUGACAAUGCCUAUGAUGAGCUCAUGAAAGCAUUCUUGGAGCGUAACAAGUUUGGGAAUCUUCCUUGUGGUCUCAGAGCCAACACAUGGCUUGUUCCCCCUGUGGCUGCACAGAUGCCAUCAAUCUUUCCAUCUCUGCCUGUGGAAGAUGAAAAGUGGGGAGGAAAUGGAGCUGGUCUAGGCCGAGAUGGGAAAAGUGAUUUAUUACCUUAUGCGAGUGAACUUUUGUUUGUUGCAUCUAUGCCUUGUAAAACAGUAGAGGAGAGGCAGGUUCGAGAUAGAAGGGUUUUUCUUCUUCAUAGUUUAUUUGUUGAUGUUGCGAUUUUUCAGGCCAUCUCAGCUGUGCGACAUGUAAUGGAGAAAGUUAAACCAACUCAUUCUGAUGCAAACAGAGAAAUCAUUUAUAAUGAGAGAGUUGGGGACUUGAGCAUAUCUGUCAUCAAAGAUGUGUCCGAUGCUAGCUGCAAAAUCGAUACCAAAAUUGAUGGAUUUCAAGCAACUGGAAUAGCCAAGAAAAAUCUGAUCGAAAGAUAUCUACUCAAGGGGAUUACCGCUGAUGAAAAUACUGCUGCCCAUGAUAUUGCCACUUUAGGUGUUUUGAAUGUAAGGCAUUGUGGUUAUAUUGCGACUGUAAAAGUUCAAAGGAAAGCUAGUGACAAAGUGGGAUCUCCAUCGGAGAGCAUUGAACUUGCUGAUCAGCCUGGUGGUGGUGCAAAUGCCCUUAAUAUCAACAGUUUAAGGUUUCUGCUUCAUGAGAAAAAUGACAACAAAGUAAUGCAUUCAAAAUCCUCAGAAUCCAAAGAGAUCAAUCACUUUCGGGCAUUUGUCAAGAGAAUAGUAGAAGAGAGUCUUCUCAAGCUUCAAGAACAGAACAUAGAAGGUGACUCUUUCAUCAGAUGGGAACUUGGAGCGUGCUGGAUACAGCACUUACAGGAUCUAAAGAAAUCAGAGAAAGAUAAAAAAGCUCAUACAACAAAGACAAAAAAUGAGAUCAAGGUUGAGGGACUUGGAAUCCAUCUUAAAUCCCUUAAGAACAGAAAGCAGAACAAACUCCAGUCUGAAAGCUUCAAAUCUGUUGCAGAUAGUGUAGAUGGGAGAUCAGAAAAAGUUGUCUUGCCAUCUGGGGAUUCUCAAUGUGAGACUGAUCCCAAUCAAAAUCAGCUCAUACUGAAGUCACUGUUGUCUGAUGAUGGUUUUACUCGUCUGAAAGAGUCAGAGACCGGACUUCACCUUAAGUCUGUGGAAGAGCUGAUUGAGAUGUCACAGAAGUACUACAAUGAAGUUGCCCUUCCAAAAUUGGUUGCCGACUUUGGUUCUCUGGAACUCUCACCAGUUGAUGGUCGAACCUUAACUGAUUUCAUGCAUACCAGAGGUCUGCGUAUGCGUUCGCUUGGACAAGUUGUAAAACUUUCAGAGAAGUUAUCUCAUGUGCGAUCUCUAUGCAUACAUGAGAUGAUAAUAAGAGCUUUUAAACAUAUUCUACAAGCUGUUAUCGCUUCAGUCAUUGAGAUUGAGGAUCUUUCUGCAGUAAUUGCUGCUACCUUAAAUAUGAUGCUUGGGUUUCCUGAAAAUGAUGAACCAAAUGAACAUCAUGGCAUUGACCCGUUCAUGUGGAGAUGGCUGGAGUUAUUUUUGAAGAAUCGAUAUGAAUGGGAGACUGGCAGCUUAAAUUACAAGGAUCUGAGGAAAUUCACAAUUCUUCAUGGUUUAUGCCAUAAGGUGGGAAUUGAACUUGUUCCAAGAGAUUAUGAUAUGAAUUCUCCAAAUCCAUUUAGAAAAGAAGACAUUGUCAGCCUAGUACCUGUGCAUAAGCAAGCUGCUUGCUCUUCCGCAGAUGGACGACAGCUUUUGGAAUCAUCUAAGACAGCUUUGGAUAAGGGAAAACUCGAAGAUGCUGUCAGCUAUGGGACUCAGGCUCUUGCUAAGCUGGUCGCAGUAUGUGGUCCCUACCAUCGAAUGACAGCUGGAGCAUAUAGCCUUCUAGCUGUUGUUUUGUAUCACACUGGUGAUUUUAAUCAGGCAACUGUCUAUCAGCAAAAAGCCCUGGACAUCAAUGAAAGGGAGUUCGGGCUGGAUCACCCAGAUACCAUGAAAAGUUACGGGGAUCUUGCAGUUUUCUAUUACCGACUUCAACAGACAGAGUUGGCUCUCAAGUAUGUAAAGCGAGCUCUUUAUCUGUUGCAUCUCACAUGUGGCCACUCACAUCCAAACACUGCAGCAACAUACAUAAAUGUGGCUAUGAUGGAGGAAGGGCUUGGUAAUGUGCAUGUUGCCCUCAGAUAUCUACAUAAAGCUCUGAAGUGCAACCAAAGGUUACUCGGCCCUGACCAUAUUCAGACUGCUGCGAGUUACCAUGCUAUAGCAAUUGCUCUCUCUUUGAUGGAAGCUUAUCCUUUGAGUGUUCAACAUGAGCAAACAACCUUGCAGAUACUCAAAGCGAAGCUUGGUCCAGAUGACCUUCGCACACAGGAUGCUGCUGCUUGGCUUGAAUAUUUUGAGUCCAAGGCUGUUGAACAGCAAGAAGCUGCUCGAAAUGGAACUAGGAAGCCAGACGCAUCAAUAGCCAGCAAGGGCCAUUUGAGUGUGUCGGAUUUUCUCGACUAUAUCAAUCCUAGUUCUGAUGCCAAAGGGAGAGAUGUUAUUCUAGCAAAAAGAAAAGGCUUUGUCUCAAAGGUAAAGGGAAAAUCUGAUCUGACCAAUUGUGCCUCAGCAAACUCUGACACUCCUAAAGAUGUCCUGAAAGUGGAGCAAGAUGAUCAGAAGCUAAUUUUUAAAGAUGAUAGUGAUUCCCGGAUAAAUGUGGAACCCUUUGAUACAAUAGUUGAGUCCAAUCAGAAUGCAGAUCGAAGAAUUUCGGAGAACAAAAAACCCAUUGAACCUAGUCCCUUGGUGGAGGACGCUUCAUUGGAGAAGUGUGUUAACAGUGCUGUCUUAUCUGAACCUCAUGCCGAAGCAGAUGAUGGAUGGCAGCCAGUACAGAGACCAAGAUCAGUUGGUAUUUAUGACCGAAAACUAAGACAGAGGUGGCAAGCCGUCAGCAAGGUCAUUGAUUACCAGAAAAAAGACUCAGUUUCCGAAGUUGGUCAUGCUAGAUUGAAGAAUAACUAUCAAGCUGGUAGAUAUUUUGUCUUAAAGAAAAAGACAACAUCAGAAGAAAAUAAUGUGGAUUACUAUGUAGCAAAGAGUCCAUCUCCAAGUACCAAACUUGGUCGAAGAGUUGCAAAAGCUAUAACAUAUCGGGUCAAGUCUGUGUCAUCAUAUGUUGGAGAUGUUGUUGCUGAGAACUCUAGAACUGGAGGUGAGUUAUUAGGUUCUUCAAUGGAGAAGAAACAAGUUUCUGCAAUAAAAGAGUCUGAACCAAUACCAAAAAGGAGUUCCAUAGUAAGCCUCGGAAAAUCUCCUUCCUAUAAGGAUGUAGCAGUUGCCCCGCCAGGUACCAUCUCUAUGUUGCAGGAUAGAGUUUCUGAAGAUAAAGUUCCUGAUAAUCAAGAAGUUCUGGAACUUGGAGAGGAACAAAAUUUUGAGCCAAUAAGAAGCGAUGCAGAAUCCAUUAAGGUGGAGGACAUUCAGCAUCUUGUUGCAGUUGACCAUAAAGAAGGAAUUAAGUUGAGUGAUUUGGGAGGUGAUGAAAUUUCAGAGGUCACAUGUCCAAGCAUGUCAACAGUUAAUAACAGCCAUGUUGAUGUUAGUCCAAUGGAAGAGAAAGGUGUCGAUACUCAAAACAUGUGUAUUUCUGACAAUUCUCCCAGAGUGGAUCUCUGUGAAAAUGAGUCAUCAAGCAAUUUGGAUGCAAGUUGUAACUCCAAUGUUACCUUACAAGACGUGGAGUACCCACAGUUAAAAGCUUCAUUAUCUUAUUCAAGUGAUAUUAGUCGAGAACUGUCCGAUAAACAGUUAUCUGCAUCAGCGGCACCGUUUAGCCCGUUCCCAGCCAUUGCUCGCAUAGUGCCACUGCCUAUGAGUGUUUGGUCAAUGAACAUGAGUAUUCAUCCAGGAACACCCACAAUCUUGCGCAACACAAUGUGCUCCUCCCCUCAUCAGUCAUACCCUUCACCUCCUCCAACCCCAAACAUGAUGCACUGUUUGCCCUUUAUGUGCCCUCCCUACUCUCAACCCCAGAUGUUACCUCCAACUACAUUCCCAGUAAACAGCACCACUUUCCGUCCCAAUCAUUAUGCUUGGCAAUGCAAUAUGACUCCUAAUGCAUCAGAUUAUGUUCCUGGCUCAGUUUGGUCUGGCUGCCACCCAAUAGGGUUUUCUGUCUCACUACCUUUGGUUGAACCAAUUACUGAGUCAACCUUGGUUUCGGUCACAAAAGAGUCAUCUGAUAAUUCUGAUAGCUCGAGUCUGGUACCAUGCCUGCCUGUUAAUCUCAUCUCUGGAGACAAGGGUAAGGCAGAAGUAAAUCUUCCAGCACUAAAUGCAGUGGAGACCUUGAAUGAUAUAGCUGAGGUUGGAUCAGAAAAAGUGAGAGCAAGUAACGCAUUGGCUUCAGAGUACAUUACCAUGUCUGACAAUCAUUCACAGAAGUGUAACGCUCCAAAUGAGAAUGCUGGAUCCUGUGAUAGCCACAUGCAGAGACACCCUUCCAAGACUGAUGAGGAGAAGACAUUAAACAUUUUAGUAAGGGGCAGGAGGAACCGCAAACAAACUCUGAGAAUACCGAUAAAUUUGCUUAAGAGACCAUAUACUUCUCAGCCAUUCAAAGCUGUAUGUACCAGGGUUAUAAGAGACUGAGGUUCCCAGCCUACCAGUUUUGAGCUAAUUAAAUCUAACAUAGAGAUUACUACUUGAGGUAGUUUUACAGCUUUUGCCAGAUAAUCGUAGAGCAGGAUGGGCAGUUUAAGGUGACUAGACGUGUUUUGCUGCUCACAUACAAAGUCUGCUGAGUGUUGAUUAAUUGCCCUGGUGGUACUCACAGCUUGAUAUUGUUGGCGUUCUGAUAUGCUGCAUCAACUUGACUUGAAGGCUAGUUCUCUCGAACGAAGACAAUAUUGUUGUUAUCCUAUCCAACCCUCUGCCCCCCCCCCCCCCCCCCCCAACUGGGUAAAAAAAAUCAUCCUUCUGCUUUGCCUCUGUUUUCGUUUGAAGGAAGAGCAAGAGUUGUCAUCUUAAUUAAUCAUAAGAAACAUUCUGUAACCUAUGACCUUUUUUUUACAACGUUGCUUAGUGAUAGGAUAGAAUUAGCAUAUCAAUAAGCACUUACUCCCUCUAUCCCAAUUUAUAUGAUGUAGUUUGAUUGGGCACGGAGUUUAAGAAAUGGAGGAAGACUUUUGAA
Lycium barbarum (goji berry) is the source of this 6350-nucleotide messenger RNA. Its product is annotated as protein REDUCED CHLOROPLAST COVERAGE 1-like. Gene Ontology annotation, cellular component: cytoplasm. Bases 311 to 5809 code for a protein of 1832 amino acids. The transcript is spliced from 24 exons. Gene Ontology annotation, molecular function: protein binding. Lineage: Eukaryota; Viridiplantae; Streptophyta; Magnoliopsida; Solanales; Solanaceae. Gene Ontology annotation, biological process: organelle organization. The record is from RefSeq and is a predicted model, not a curated record.